AUGUCGGCGGGAGGGAACGAUGCCGAUCUUGUCAGUAUCCUGAACCUGUGUGUAUACAGCUUCGAUCUUUCGGCGUAUCUUUACACAAGCUGUGACCAACAGCUAUCCAAAUCCCGGUCCACCAUCGAGAACGUUCAAUUCGCCUCAAAACUGGACGACUUGAUUCAAACAACUAAAUCAAAACUGGCGCCCGGAGGCAAAAUAUACUAUGUUGGAUACGCAAAGUUCUUCGACAUCAGUGAUUCUAGCUGCGACCAAGUGUCGUGGCGUAUAUGGCUCAACAUCGGCAAACGUCAGCCUGCCCUGACACAAGCUCGUCGUCGGACAAUGAACGAUCUCGUGGACUCGAUGAACGACGCUCUUCGUGCCGCUGUAUCCAGGGCUGGUGAGCAAGUGCAAUUCAUUGACUUCGACGACUAUGUAGGCCCAACCAAUGGAAGAUACUGUCAACCGGAUACCGACGAGAGCGGAGGCAAUAGUGCCAAUCGACAAGACCUUUUCUUCUACGAGAUGAGAAGCCAAGACUUUCCAUGGACGGAGGUAGAGAAAGAGUGGACGCACGAUGAAUUGAAACGACGCUCGAAUAAUCUGGAGCACAGCAGCGACACCGAGUCUGUCAAUCAAACACUGAACGCUCUAUACGGAGCCCUGAUACAAGCAGCUAUUGAUGGCGACGACGACAUUGCAGUUCUUGACGAUGAUAACGCCAAUAAUGACUUGGAAGCAGAAGUUGCUGAGGAGGAACAGAUCGAAGAGCAGCUCAAGGAAGCCUCGAUUCAAGUAUCACAACCCCGAGCUGCUACCACCCCGCAAACGUCUCACCAGGAUCGACAUGAUCACGGUGGCCAUGUCAGGCGAUCUUGGAACGACACGUCUGGUGCUGAAAGAGUUGCGGAUAGAUCCGGGUUCCUUGCCAGUCCAUCGGCGGUUAUGUCGCUUCACGUUAACACACGACCUUCACUUGUGGGCUUUGCAUCGGGUACCGUGUCCUCUACCAAAUAUCGACCAACGGGCGCAAAUCAUACCAACCUGGGUACAAAAUGGUCCCUCGGAAGUGCGAUCUCUUCAAGCGAUCUCUCAAACUCCCUCUCCGGCGGAAAUCAGAAUCAUACAAGACUUGCGGCAAAGGACUCCAUGGGCACUAUUAUUGCUAAUCGCACCCACGUCCUACUUGGCAGCCAGCAAGUGGUGUCAAAGUUCAGCAUCAAGCAAUUGUUAGUUUCCGAUGGAAUCGCGAGAGUCUUUCAUCCAACGCAAGGGGGCCAUGCUCUUAUUGCCAACUUGAUAUUGUAUCAUAUGGCCGCAGACAACGCUAAAUCCCAGGGGAUACAUUCAUUUCCAUCUGAGGUGGUGAGCAGCACCGGCUCAAGUCAACCGCAAAUCGGUGGCGCCGCAUGCACGACAGAUUCGUCCGAUACCUGGUCCCAACGGGAGGCGAUGAUAUCGGCUCUUGACAGCUUUUGUGCAGAUCCCCACAACAUCAAAGGGAACCGCGAUACGGUGACCAGCGAAACAUUCAACCACGAUUCACUGGAUUAUAUGAACGUGUCAAUCCGCUGGAGCGACAAUGCUGUCAUCGGCGAACACAGUUGUUCGGCUUGGCUGGACGUUGUCACUGAUGGUUGCGAUGUUCCAACGGAUGGAAAGAACUCUGCAAAUCUCAAGCACGGUGGCAUCAUCCCUUAUCAAAGUAAGGUCGGCAAUGCCUCUCUUAGUAUCGAGCCGCUCGUUGUACGGCGCGUUUGGGACAAAGGCAAAGCAGGUGGUCAACAGUGCAAUAGCAUCAGCACGAACAACUACCUGGACCAGGCCACACUGCAAGGAAAUAUCGUGGAUUACUGCAGACAAUCGAGCGCACAACCUCAUGGCAUUGGCUCUUCAGGCUCAACAUUCUCACAAGUCUUCAACGAGGGCACUCCUAGCCGUGUGGAGAUUGCAACGACAUGGCCAACCGGUGCGCGUAACUAUCAGAUCUUCGAAGAAGAAUGUCGCUAUUACUUGAGCGUUCUGAACAAUGGAUGCAGCCUUCCAGGAACCAACAAUGCGAUGAACUGGAAGCAUGGUGGUAGUAUGUCUGACAACAAUGGCAUAAGGUAUUCUAUUGUGCCGACGCGGGAUCGAACACCAGCGCCGAGCAUACCCUACGGUCAGUGUAGUUCGAUAGGUCACAUUUGGGGUUACAGCUGGGAACUUCGAGGCGUCGGCUUUGCUGGUAGCGACUUUGGUGCAGAGCUUCAGCGCCAGAUCAGAGGCUGCGGCGUAGUGACGGGCUGGAAAUUCGAAUAUUUCGAUGCCCCAGCUUCGGAUGGCACUGAGUGGCAUGCACAAGGGACAUUGCCGCUAUUCAUAUCUGACCACUGCUUUGGCAAAGCCAUCAAGAGCGCCGGCGGCUUUCCGAGCAAGUGCUAG
Molecule: messenger RNA, 2409 nt
Organism: Zasmidium cellare ATCC 36951
Lineage: Eukaryota; Fungi; Ascomycota; Dothideomycetes; Mycosphaerellales; Mycosphaerellaceae
Exons: 6
Coding region: 1-2409 (802 amino acids)
Biological process (GO): triglyceride catabolic process
Molecular function (GO): triacylglycerol lipase activity
Source: RefSeq, a predicted model, not a curated record